This is a messenger RNA of Cryptosporidium muris RN66, 2475 nucleotides long. RefSeq lists its product as uncharacterized. The record is from RefSeq and is a predicted model, not a curated record. The coding region runs from base 1 to 2475 and encodes 824 amino acids. The transcript has a single exon. NCBI's taxonomy places the organism in Eukaryota, Apicomplexa, Conoidasida, Eucoccidiorida, Cryptosporidiidae.
AUGGUACCAUAUUUUACAAUUAUUCCUCAAAUAAUCAUUACGAUAUUGUUAUUUGGUGAUUUAUUUACUCAAAAAAUACAAAGAUAUUAUUUUAUUAAAGCUAUUGAUAUAUUUGAGAAUAAUAUUAAUUAUAAAUAUAUAGGUGAACUAAAAGAAAAUAGAACUAAAAUUAAUUAUGAAAAUUAUAUAGAGAAUUUAAAUUUAAAAGAAAAUAUAGGAAAUAUUAGUAAUAAAAUAAGAGAUGAAAAUAUACCCAAUUUAAUCCCUGAAAUUAUAGAUCAAAUUAAUGAUAUUAAUACAAACGAAAAAAAUAUAGAUAUUUCAAAUUCUGGAAGUAUUUUAUAUAACAAAAUUAUAGGAGAUAUUCCAUCAUAUAAAAAUUUGCAAUUAUUAUCCUAUAAUAAUCCACAAGGAAGUUUAAAAGAAGAAUCCCAUGAUAAUGAAGUUACACAAAUAUCAACAAUAAAAAAACCAAUAACAACUUCUAAUAAUAUAGAAAAAAUAUUAAAUACUACUAAAGUAAUAAAUCAAACUUUAGCUAAUCCUAUAACAACUACAGCUAUAUUAUCACCUAUAGCAGCAGCUACAAUACAAACUACAACUACGACAACUACGACAACUACAACAACAAUACUAACUACAACAACUAUAACUACAAUACCAACUACAACUACAACUACAACUACAGCAACUACAACUACAACCACAACUAUAAUACCAACUACAACUACAACAACUACAAUACCAACUACAACUACAACAACUACUACAACUACAAUACCAACUACAACUACAACCACUACAACUACAAUACCAACUACAACUACAACCACUACAACUACAAUACCAACUACAACUACAACCACUACAACAACUACAACAACUACAACAACUGCAACAACUACAACAACUACAAUACCAACUACAACUACAACAACUACUACAACUACAAUACCAACUACAACUACUACAACUACUACAACUGCAAUACCAACUACAACUACAACAACUACUACAACUACAAUACCAACUACAACUACUACAACUACUACAACUGCAAUACCAACUACAACUACAACAACUACUACAACUACAAUACCAACUACAACUACAACAACUACAACAACUACAACAACUACAACAACUACAAUACCAACUACAAUACCAACUACAAUACCAACUACAACACCAACAACUACAACUAUAACUACAACUACAGAAAUACCUAAAAUUACUUUAAAUACACAAACUGUAUUUAAAACAGAUGUUUCUGAAUCAUCUGAUGUAUUAAUUAUGUCUAAAAUAACAGAUACAGAUACACUAUAUAACCCUAAAGCUGAAGAAAUUACUAUUUUUAACUCAAAUGAAACACAAAAUCUAGAUAUUAUAGAUUUACACCUAAAUAAUGAAGAGAUAGAUAUAUUAAAAACCGAUAUUUCAACUUCUUUACUAUCAUUUACAAUGGCUAUGUUAGAAGCUCCCUAUUGUAUAUUUAAAAGAGAACAUUUUAAAACCUUAAUUAUUACAAUAAGGGAAGAAUUAAGCAAAUUAUUUAAUAUAAUACCUAAAAAUAUUAUUAUAAAUAAAAUAUAUGGAGAACCAGAUUCAUUAAAUUAUGACAUUAAUAGUAUAAAUAUAGAUCAUUCAUGUAAUUUAGAAAAUGGAGAGCUAAGAGGUACAAUGAUUGAUUUUAUAAUUAUAAAAGAUCUAAAAACAAAUUAUCCAACAAUUAAAAAUCUAAAUGAUAUCUCUAAUUCACAAAUAUUAUCAAUAAAAGAUAAAUUUGGGACUUUUAUUAUAUUAUCUAAAGAUAAACAAGAUUACACUUAUAGUAGUAAUGAAAUAGUUGGAAAUGAAUCUCAAAUAAGCCAAACAUGCAAAUCUAUGCUUUUAUCAGCUCCAAAUAUUAACUAUAUAUGUAUAAAUAACCCAAUAAAUUGUAUAUUUAAUAACUAUGAAUGUUAUAAAAAUCCUUUGGGUAAUAAUUGUUUCUGUUAUAAAAAUAAUAAUGGGGAUAAUAUGAAUAAAGUAUUAACGAAUUUUAGAUAUUCUAAAGAUAUUAAUUCAAUAAAUACUAUAAAUGGAUAUACACAAAAUCAAUUAGAUAUUUCUGCAGAAUGUAAUGCAAUAGUUAGUUGUACUAAACAAAUUACUGAGCCAAUUAUUGGACGCUGUUCAUCAAGUCCAUAUAGUAUAGGUUGUCCAUGCAAUCUAAAUCCAUAUUCAAAAUUAUGUGGUUGUUAUUUAAAUCCAAAUAAUCCUGGAUGCCAUUGUUCAUAUAAUCCAAUAUCAAUAGAUUGUAAAUGUUUGAAAAAUCCAGUUACAUGUAAUGAUAUAUCUUAUAAACCUUAUAAAAAAGGUAUAAUGAAUUUUCCAUUCCGUACUAGUAAUACUAUUUCAAAUUUUAAUUUCUUAAAAAAUAUCAAGAUUCAAAUUUUAAGUAUUACUUUAAUAAUUUUAUCUAACCUUUUAUAG